This is a messenger RNA of Durusdinium trenchii, 4634 nucleotides long. The record is from the annotation of a GenBank genome assembly. Lineage: Eukaryota; Dinophyceae; Suessiales; Symbiodiniaceae.
AGCCGCUAGAUGCGCCUUUCCGGAAUUCGCAUGCAAUGCAGAUGCGCACGGUGCCCUUUUUCUUCGCUGCGGAGGGCGGAAAAGGCGCUGCCUGGCAACGCAAUGCCUACCUGCUGGAUGAGAUGACCUGGAAGCGCCAGGAGCUGAACGAAGUGCUCUAUGGAGUUGCCAUGAAUGCCUAUGCUAAGAGCUUUCAUUGGAAAGAUGCUUCCAUUUUGCUUGAUGAGCUGUCAGACGCUGACCUGGAGUGCAACGUAGUGAUUGGUGGAACCGCUCUCUCAUCCUGUGAGAAGGGAUCUCAAUGGAAGCAAGCCAUAGCAACCAUCGAGGCGCAACGGGAAAGGGAGUUGGAAAUCAGCUUGGUGGCGUUCAACACCCUUCUCAGUUCCGUCUCGGCCAUGCGCUCGAUGGAUGAUCCAAGAGCUUGGGCACUUGGAAUCCUCCUGUCGGAGGAGCACUGGAAACAGGGACUUCAAGCCGACAUCAUCAGUUUCAACUCCAUGCUGAAGAGCAGGCCUCAUUGGCCAAGGGCCCUGGAGCUCUGCAACAUUUUGCAGCUCGAGGGCCUGCAAGCAACCACAACAACCUACAACACCUUCAUCAGCUCUUGUGAUGAAGAUGGGACCUGGCAGAAUGCCUUGCAUGGAGUGAGGGGCACAGGGGUGGAGUGCGACAUCAUCAGCUGCAACUCAUUGUUGAAGAGCUGUCGCUUGACGGGUUGCUCCUGGACAUUGACAUUGUCCUGGUUGGAUCUCCCCGGACUUGCCACUGACCACUUCACCCGCACCGGUGCCAUUGCUGUGGGCGGUGAUGGCACAUGGCGCCGUGCCAUGAGGCUGAUGGGCGGCACCACUGUGGCCUACAAUGCCGCCAUUGCAGAGCCUUGGUGGUGCGCCUUGACGGUCCUGGAGCUCACAAGGGUCAAUCGCUUGAGUCCGGAUGCCAUCACCUACAGCGCCACCAUGAGUGUCCUUGGUCAGGUUCAUUGGUUGGAAGUGGUGCAUCUUCUAAAGGAGAUGCAGACGGUGUCGCUCGAAGCCGACGUGAUCUCCUUCAAUGCAAGCAUUAGCGCCUGUGGUCGCAACAGCCAAUGGCGACGGGCCAUGCACCUGGUGCACGCUGCGCGACACGGCGGUGGGGAUAGCACAGUGGUGACCUGCAAUGCGGCCAUGAGCGCAUGUGAGGUCAGCGGCUUUUGGCAGAAUGCCUUGCAGCUUUUCCAAGACCUACAGGAAGAUGACCAGCCUGACAUCAUCAGCUACUGUGCCUUGAUCAGCAGCUGUGAGAAAGGACACCAGUGGCAAGCCGCUUGCCACUUCCUGCAGCAGCUUGAAGCACCCAGCGAAGUUGCCUUCAGUGCAGCCAUCAGUGCCACAGAGAAGGCCUUGGAGUGGCCCAUGGCGCUGCAUUUGUUGAAUCAGAUGAGGCAUAGCAGGCAGGGUAGCCUUGUGGCCACCAACGCGGCCAUCAGCGCAUGCGAGAAGUGUGGCCGCUGGGAACACGCCCUGGCGCUGCUGAAAGAUUUGGAGGACCAGCAGCUGCUGGCAGAUGUCAUCAGCUACUCAACAGCUGUGAGCGCGAUGGCCAAGGGUACCCAGUGGGUCUUUGCUUUAGGACUCCUGCAGAAGUUGCGGCUCUCGGAGGUCCGCCCCAAUGUGAUCUCCUACAACGCGGCUCUUUGUGCUUCGGCGGCCGCGUUGCAACAGCAAAUUGCUUGGGAGCUAUUCUCGGCCCUGCACACUGAUGUGGUGGAGCCUGAUGUGGUUACCUACUGCGCUGUGGCCAGCCAGUCCAGCUUUCACAAGAGCUUGACGAUCAUGGAACUGGUGGCGCAUGUGAGCUUGCGGGAAUUGAACGGUCUCCGGAAUCAGAUCCAGGGGCUCCAGCAACUGGCUCGAGGGCUGGAAGAGCACAACGAGGAGGGUGACACAGAAGUUUGGCAGCUUUCGCACGAGGAUGCGGCACUGCUGGGCGAAGAAUCACCGCUCACUCCUGAGGCGCUCAUUUUGCAACGCAGCGUGCGGAGCCACGAGCAUGGGAUCCACGGCCCCUCACAGCUGCGCUUAAACUCGCACAUGAUGGAGCUCUCAAUGAAGGCCUCUGAAGCCGUGGACGCGCUGGGACACAGCAACUGGAAACCUUCCGUGUUGAACGGCCUCGCGAGGCACUCUGUUUACUCAAUGGCCAAUGCGAGCCAAAGUGCCAGCGGGAUCGUACUACCUGGCUGCGGGCGGGUGAAAGCGGUCCCGCCAGAUUCAAAGUUCCGCAUUGCUUGGGAUCUCUUCGGCAUGAUGUUGAUGGUGUGCGAUGCGUUCGUGCUGCCAGUUUGCAUGGCGUGGGACUUGAACAUCACGCCCUUUCCACAGACUUACUGGGAGCGAGGCAUGUUGCAGGUCUUUGCCAUCGUGUCGUUGGCUUUUUGGCCGCUGGAUAUUGCUCUCAACUUCUUCACCGGCUUCCACGUGAAAGGUCAUUAUAACUAUGCCCUGUGGGCGAUUGCCAAGCGCUACAUGAUGACAUGGUUUGCCUUCGACUUGUCGGUCGUCACGAUCGAUUAUGGUGCAGCUUUUACGAUCACCGGCACUGAAGACGAUGCCGCUGGCUUUCUGCAGCCACUGCGCUCUGCACGGUACCUACGAGUCCUGCGGAUGGUCCGGAUAUUGCGGAUUUUGAAGGCUGGAAAGGUCAACGUGAUGCUCGAGAACCUGGUGAUCGCCAUGGGCCGACAAUGGCUGAUCCUAGCCUUCAUGGUGGGGAAGAUGCUCAUGGCGAUUGGGCUGGUCACGCACAUUUUGACCUGCUUGUGGUUUUGGCUGGGGAAGUUGGUCCACGAGGAAGGCAUUCGAAAGAGUUGGCUGGAUUUGGCGAACGUCACCGAGCUGGAUUUGGGCCUCCAAUACGCACAUUCCGCCAGCUGGAUCUUGUUGCCACCUUCGCCUCCGACGCUGGAACCCGACAGCCGUGUGGAGCGCCUGGCGAGUCUCAUGUGCUUCGUCACUACAGUCCUGGUGAUCGGUUCCGCCUUGUCCAUUCUCACGGGCACCUUGAACGAGAUUCGCCAGGUGAAUAACGAGCGUAGCAAGAAGCGGCGGGAGCUGCGGAUCUUCCUGCAGACCCGGAGGGUUCCCACUGAACUGUUGAUGCGCGUCAUGAGUUAUGCAGACUACAAGAUCGCUCGUCACAGUCCUGUCAGCUAUGACAGCAGCCUUAUAUCUCCCAUGUUGGAGGCCGAACUGGCUAUUGUGAACUUCGGCAACAUCCUGACCGAGCACCCGGUCUUCAAUAUGGUCCGCACACUAUUCCCAAACAUCUUCGCUGAUUUGUGCAACUCGUUGGAGAAGAGAUACUUUUGCGAGAUGGAGUAUGUGUUUCACGCAGGCACGCUUGUGGAAAUGAUGUACAUCACCAGUCAUGGCACUUUUUCCUUGAUGAAGGACAAGAAGGCAUCCAAAGUAAAUACCUUCACGGAUGAGCGGCACUACUUCGGGGAGGUGGCCCUGUACGUGGAAGCCGCUUUGCAUCCUUUCGCCCUUCAGACGGCUUCCUUUGCGGAGGUCUUUGUGCUUUCGGUAAGUAGAUUGACCAAUGUGCUGGUGAACUCACCCCUAUGCGCCACGAUGUUCGUGGAAUAUGCCACCGAUUUCAUUGGGCGUUACAAAGUGCCAAUGCAGCCAACUUGGGAGGAGGUAGAUGACCUUGUGAGGUUGCAGGAGGAAUGUGCUCGGGAGUCCUGUGCAAACAACUCCUUUGCCUUGCCCAUCAACCUGGACAGCCGGAAGUACUUGGCACACCUGGACUUGCGCUACAUCCAGGCCGAUCCGACUUGCUCUACCCAGGCCGCUCUGGAGACUCUGGAGGACUCGGAGAUGGAUCCGGCCAGGACGGUCCUGAAGGAGUUCAUCGCGGAGGUCGUCCACAGCGAGGAGGCCUCGGCGGCGGAGACUCUGUUGAAGCUCCGCGAAGCCUACGUGGAGUUGGACGUGAGGGACCGAAAGCGAGUUCGAUGGAUCGAGAGGGAGCGAGAAGGAGGUCAGGUUCCUAGGCAGACCAAGGUCCAGGAUGGGCUACAUGCACGAUUCUCGGAGCCCAUGGAGCAAGAGCGGGCCGAAUCGGGAAUUCUGAGCCUCAUCGCAUUGGUGAGACGGGACUACGAAAUGUUUGUGACCCCCCAAAAGGCGGACAUGGCCCUGUCGCGGGCCCAAUGGGAUGCAUUGCAGGACAUCCUCGAGUGGGCGCAACCUAACCCUGACAAGCUCGCGGGUGCCAUGUUUUUGGUAGCCAUCAAAGGCUUAGGUAAGUUCAGGAGCCUCACGGGGCAAAUGCCCCGCGAAGACCAAAGGCCCGAGAAAGCUUUGCUCUACUUGUUGCGGUUUCAUCCGCAUGCGGUGCCGAGCUUGAAUGAGAUGAGCGAGGAGGCGCAGGAGUUUGUGAUCGGAAUCUUGGAGCUUCAACAGUCCUUCAACUUUGCUCAAAUGCUCCAGGCCGAGAAUGUGCCCGCCAACCUAGCGAAGCUUCAAGCACAAAUUCGAGAGCGACAAGGCAUUGAUCUCUUGAAGUUUUACGUGCUCUUUCUCUUGGCCUUCAUGAGUGGUUUAGCUGGCGGACGGGGAUCACGCCUCUCACCUGAAGCCUGA